AUGUUUGGGAAACAAGACAAAAUGGACGUUAGAUGCAGUUCAGAGACUGAAGCUAACCGAGUCUCGAAGAACGGACAUAAAGAGGGCAAGGAAGGCAAAGGGUCUGAAGGAAAUAUUUCUACUUCUUUUUUGAAGGAUCAGCAAGGGACUUUUUCUGCCUCUGCAGCUACGGAAGAUUGUAAUAAAACUAAAUCUAGUUCGGCUGAUCCGGACUAUUGCAGGAGGAUCCUAGUUAGAGAUGCCAAAGGUUCAAUCAGAGAGAUUAUUCUGCCUAAGGGGCUUGAUCUGGACCGUCCCAAGCGGACCCGCACCUCCUUCACGGCCGAGCAGCUCUACCGCCUGGAGAUGGAGUUCCAGCGCUGCCAGUACGUCGUGGGGCGGGAGCGCACCGAGCUAGCCCGCCAGCUCAAUCUCUCCGAGACUCAGGUCAAGGUCUGGUUCCAGAACCGGCGCACCAAGCAGAAAAAGGACCAGGGCAAGGACUCCGAGCUGCGGUCUGUGGUGUCCGAGACCGCCGCCACCUGCAGCGUCUUGCGGCUGCUGGAGCAAGGCCGGCUGCUCUCUCCGCCGGGGCUGCCCGGCCUCCUGCCGCCGUGUGCCACCGGAGCUCUGGGCUCGGCGCUGCGCGGGCCCGGCCUGACAGCGGGCAGCGGCAGCGCGGCGGCGGCGGCAGCUGCGGCGGCUCCCGCGGGCGGCUCCCCGCACCCGCCGGCCGCCAGCAGCGCGGCGGGACCUCCUCCGCCGGCAGCGUUACACGGUGCGGCCGCCGCCGGACACGGGCUGUUCGGGCUGCCGGUGCCCGCGCUGUUGGGUUCAGUGGCCGGGCGACUCUCCUCUGCCGCGCCCCUCGCCGUGGCCGGCUCGCUGGCGGGCAACUUGCAGGAACUGUCGGCGCGCUACCUGAGCUCGUCCGCCUUCGAGCCCUACUCCCGGACCAACAAUAAAGAAAGCGCUGAGAAAAAAGCACUGGACUGACUCUAAGUAACUUCCCAGUAUUUAUAUUUAUAGUCUCUAUUUGUGGCGGUAUUUACGGGACGGGCGGCGAGGCGGCCUGCCG
Molecule: messenger RNA, 1057 nt
Organism: Pogoniulus pusillus (Red-fronted tinkerbird)
Lineage: Eukaryota; Metazoa; Chordata; Aves; Piciformes; Lybiidae
Gene: VAX1
Product: ventral anterior homeobox 1
Exons: 3
Coding region: 1-975 (324 amino acids)
Biological process (GO): central nervous system development; regulation of transcription by RNA polymerase II; brain development
Cellular component (GO): nucleus
Molecular function (GO): DNA-binding transcription factor activity, RNA polymerase II-specific; RNA polymerase II cis-regulatory region sequence-specific DNA binding
Source: RefSeq, a predicted model, not a curated record